Galleria mellonella (greater wax moth) is the source of this 1365-nucleotide messenger RNA. RefSeq names its product pickpocket protein 28-like. NCBI's taxonomy places the organism in Eukaryota, Metazoa, Arthropoda, Insecta, Lepidoptera, Pyralidae. Gene Ontology annotation, cellular component: membrane. Gene Ontology annotation, biological process: sodium ion transmembrane transport. Bases 1 to 1365 code for a protein of 454 amino acids. Gene Ontology annotation, molecular function: ligand-gated sodium channel activity. The transcript is spliced from 11 exons. The record is from RefSeq and is a predicted model, not a curated record.
AUGUCUGAUAAGAAGGCGAAUAAAACGAAUACUUUGAAAGCAAUAAUGGAAAAUAUAACAACUAUACAUGGAACACUCAAUGUCAAUUGCAAAGUGUCAGAUGUACCAUUUCCUGCUGUCAGUAUUUGCAAUUUCAAUAUCAUAUCUUUGAAGGCAACGAAGCGUAUAGAACAAUUACUGUUGAAGAACAACAGAAGUCAAAGUGAAAUUAACAGUUUCUUCAGUGAUCUUGCGUACUUGACAAAUUAUGACAUCGACAGUACUCGAGUAGGUCAUUACAAGGAGAUAAUGGACAUUUUGAAAUACCAUUACUUCACUGUAAACACCAUAAUGGAAGAGUUGCAUCAGAAAUGCGAAAACCUCGCAGUGUACUGCAUGUUUAAUACAAUAGAAAAGAAUUGCAGUGACAUGUUCAGUCUAGUCAAAACUGUCGAUGGGUACUGCUGCGGCUUUAACUAUGGUAUGCCAAAUGACGGCAGUAAAGAUAAUCUGUUACAAUCUGGUGACAAUAUAGAAUAUUUCGAGGAGCAGUCUGAUGAUAAAUCGACAAAUUUACGUAUUCUAGCCACUCCAAAGGCUGGAAGAACAUCGGGAAUUUAUGUUGUCUUCAAUUUGGAACCAGAAGAUUAUCCCAGCUGGGCUUACGUUCCAUAUGUUGGAGCGAAUAUAAUAUUGAGUGACCCAAGCGACUUUCCUGAAACAACAAUUCUGUCUAAAUUCGUCUCGUCUGGGGAAAGUUUAGAUUUUAACCUCGAGCCGUUGAUCUUUCAAAUUGACCCUCGAAUUCGGGAUGUACAAGUGUCUAAACGCAAUUGUUUAUUUCAUGAUGAGUUACAUUUAGAGAAUUCAAAUAAAUAUAGCUUCGAGACAUGUAGCACUGAAUGUAGAGUGCAUACAUUACUAAAAUAUUGUGGCUGUGUGCCGUACAAAUAUCCAAAAAAAGCAUCUCAACGGGCUUGUGAAUUUGAAGAUUUGGCAUGUCUCAUUAAUGUUACUACUCACGUGUCUGUAAAUCCGAUGUCUUGCAACCCACAAUGUUUCGUAGAGUGCAACGACAAGCUAUAUACAAUGAAAAGCAAAUCUGUACCCUUCGUACCAGAAAUGGUACCUGAAAACAUCAUAGCCGGUCAUAAUGUCAGCCAGCUGACUUCUCUGCGCGUGUACUAUGGCAGACCCAUAUGCAACUGUUACAAGCUGGUCUACUUGAUCGACACCAACUAUAUAAUUGCUACGUUUGGAGGAGUGUUCUCACUAAGCUUCGGUGGCUCGAUACUGACUCUUAUUGAACUGGCGUACCUUUUAAUUUCCGCGUUGUUGAUAUUACUAUUGAGAAUCUGCAGAAAGUAUUUCGGAAAUAUAAAUUAA